GUAACCUCAACUACAUUUCCCUACUGUCGCAUUUUCAUCCCGGCAGUUGUAAUGGAAAACACAUUCGAAAUGAACACAAUAUAGACUGCAAUAGCUUUCCAAAUUCAAAGUGACCCAAAAUGUUGGCUCUGGCCAGGAAUUCGUGGUGUGGCCAACUGCUGAGUCGCCUGGCGAACAUCGAAGCCCGCUGCCCGUACUCGAAGACAUCCGCCGGCGGAAAGCAGGGCGAGAAGAAGGGCAAGUACAGGAUCGUGAUGGUGCGGCAUGGGGAGUCCGAGUGGAACCAGAAGAACCUAUUCUGCGGAUGGUUCGAUGCCAAGCUGUCGGAGAAGGGCCAGCAGGAGGCCUGUGCCGCCGGCAAAGCCCUCAAGGAUGCCAAUAUUGAGUUCGAUGUGGCCCACACCUCGGUGCUGACCAGAGCCCAAGAGACACUCAGGGUUGCCCUGAAGUCCAGCGAGCACAAGAAGAUCCCAGUGUGCACCACGUGGCGCCUCAACGAGCGCCACUACGGCGGACUGACGGGACUGAACAAGGCCGAGACCGCCAAGAAGUUCGGCGAGGAGAAAGUGAAGAUCUGGCGCCGCAGCUUUGACACCCCACCGCCGCCCAUGGAGAAGGAUCACGAGUACUACGCCUGCAUUGUUGAGGAUCCGCGCUACAAGGACCAACUGAAGCCGGAGGAGUUCCCCAAAUCCGAGUCCCUCAAGCUCACCAUCGAGCGCACAUUGCCCUACUGGAAUGAGGUCAUAGUGCCCCAAAUCAAGGAUGGAAUGCGUGUCCUGAUUGCCGCCCACGGCAACAGCCUGCGGGGCGUGGUAAAGCACUUGGAGUGCAUCUCUGACAAGGACAUAAUGAGCCUCAACCUGCCCACGGGCAUUCCCUUCGUCUACGAACUGGACGAGAGCAUCAAGCCCUUGGCCACGUUGAAGUUUCUCGGCGAUCCGGAGACGGUCAAGAAGGCAAUGGAGUCGGUGGCCAACCAGGGAAAAGCCAAGUGAUCCGAGAUUUCAGAUUUCGGGAAUGUCCAGGCAAUCUCCGAAGAGGUCAGAGCAAUCAGCUCAAUGCACUUGCAUGCCAAACAAAAACGGCGAAUCGAAACUGCUCACUGUGGCCAGGCGAAUGUCAAGCAGCAAAUAAAUUUAUUUGAUUUUAA
This is a messenger RNA of Drosophila erecta, 1153 nucleotides long. RefSeq names its product phosphoglycerate mutase 2. The record is from RefSeq and is a predicted model, not a curated record. The transcript has a single exon. Lineage: Eukaryota; Metazoa; Arthropoda; Insecta; Diptera; Drosophilidae. Gene Ontology annotation, biological process: glycolytic process. The coding region runs from base 120 to 998 and encodes 292 amino acids. Gene Ontology annotation, molecular function: intramolecular phosphotransferase activity.